Molecule: messenger RNA, 3428 nt
Organism: Rhododendron vialii
Lineage: Eukaryota; Viridiplantae; Streptophyta; Magnoliopsida; Ericales; Ericaceae
Product: probable alpha,alpha-trehalose-phosphate synthase [UDP-forming] 9
Exons: 4
Coding region: 247-2835 (862 amino acids)
Biological process (GO): trehalose biosynthetic process
Cellular component (GO): cytosol
Molecular function (GO): catalytic activity
Source: RefSeq, a predicted model, not a curated record
GCGGUAUUCUUGUUCCAAUCUCUCUCUCUCUCUCUAAAAUACGUUUUCUGAUCUCUCUCUCUCUCUCUCUCUCUCUGUGUUUCUAUUCUUCACUUCCGUUUGAACAUCCAAUCCUGUUUCUCCAAUCACUUUCAACGCCGUUGGCCGGCCCAAAUCCGUUCGUUUCCGACCACGACAACCUUUUUCUUGGGUAUUUAAUUGUGCAUAAAAGCAAGCUUGUUUUCACAAAAUUGGUCCGAACCAUUCAUGGAAAUUUUCCCACCAGUCAUGGCAUCACGACCGUGUGCAAACAUUUUGGAUUUGGCUUCUGGGGACGUACUGGAUAUCCCUCAAACUCCUAGAGCUCUUCCAAGGGUGAUUACAGAUCCUGGAAUCAUUGCUGACUUGGAUGGGGAUUCAGAUGGAAGUUUAUCAGUUUGUCGUGAACGUAUAAUUAUUGUAGCAAAUAUGCUGCCUUUGCAUGCUCAAAGGGAUGCAGAAACAGCUAAAUGGUGCUUCAGUUGGGAUGAAGAUUUGCUUCUAUUACAAUCAAAGGAUGGCUUUUCGCCUGAGACUGAGGUCAUGUAUGUGGGUUCUCUCAAGGUGGAAGUGGAUCCCACUGAGCAAGAAGAAAUUGCCCAGAUUCUUUUUGACAAUUUUAAUUGUGUGCCCACGUUCAUUCCCACUGGAAUUCAGAAAGACUUUUAUCAUGGUUUCUGCAAACAGCAAAUUUGGCCUCUUUUUCACUACAUGCUACCUAUGUGCCCUGAUCACGGCGAUCGAUUUGACCAACUACUUUGGAAGGCUUAUGUGGCUGCAAAUAAAAUAUUUGCAGAGAAAGUUAUGGAAGUAAUUAACGCCGAGGAGGAUUAUGUUUGGAUUCAUGAUUAUCACCUCAUGAUUCUCCCUACUUUCUUGAGGAAGCGCUUCAAUCGAGUGAAGCUAGGGUUCUUUCUCCACAGUCCAUUCCCUUCAUCUGAGAUAUAUCGAACUCUUCCUGUUAGAGAUGAAAUUCUCAAAGGAUUGCUGAAUUGUGAUCUAAUUGGCUUUCAUACUUUUGAUUAUGCACGUCACUUCCUAUCUUGCUGCAGUAGAAUGCUAGGUCUGAACUAUGAAUCUAAGAGGGGGCACAUUGGGCUUGACUACUUUGGCCGUAUGGUGUACAUUAAGAUUAUGCCUGUGGGUAUUCACAUAGGCCGACUUGAAUCGGUGUUGAAUCAGUCUUCUACAUCCCUCAGAGCCAAAGAGAUUCAAGAACAGUUCAAGGGUAAAAAGGUAAUUAUUGGAAUCGAUGAUAUGGACAUUUUCAAAGGCAUCAGUCUGAAACUACUGGCGUUUGAGCAGCUAUUGCAUGAGCAUAAAGAGUUUCAGGGCCAAUUAGUCUUGGUUCAAAUAGUCAACCCCGCUAGAAGCUCAGGAAAAGAUGUACGGGAAGCAAAAAGAGAGACCUAUUUGACUGCCAAAAAGAUCAACGACCAUUAUGGGUCCUCCAAUUACGAGCCAGUGAUUCUAAUUGACCGACCCGUUGCCCGUGACGAAAAGACUGCUUAUUAUGCUGUGUCAGAAUGUUGUAUAGUGAAUGCAGUGCGCGAUGGGAUGAACUUAGUUCCUUAUAAGUAUAUAGUCUGUAGACAGGGCUCUUUGGAAAUGGAUGAUGCCAUGGGUAUCAAAAAAGAUUCCCCUAGGACAAGCAUGCUUGUUGUGUCUGAGUUUGUAGGGUGUUCGCCUUCUUUAAGUGGAGCAAUUAGGGUUAACCCAUGGGACAUUGAUUCCGUAGCUGAGGCUAUGAAUUUGGCUCUCACAAUGCCUGAUUCUGAGAAACAAUUGAGGCAUGUGAAGCAUUAUCGAUAUGUCAGUACUCAUGAUGUGGCGUAUUGGGCCCGCAGCUUUAUGCAGGAUUUGGAAAGAGCUUGUAAAGAUCACUGUAGUAAGCGCUGCGGGGGUAUUGGGUUGGGCCUGGGCUUCAGAGUCAUUUCGCUUUCUCCGAAUUUUAGAAAGUUGUCAAUUGACCAUAUCGUUUCUGAGUACAAAAGGUCUAAUAGAAGGGCGAUAUUUCUGGAUUAUGAUGGUACUGUGGUUCCUCAGAGCUCUAUUUGUAAAAGUCCCAGUCCUGAUGUUGUUACUGUUCUCAAUACUUUAUGUAACGAUUCAAGGAACACUGUGUUUAUUGUUAGCGGGAGGGGAAGAGGUUCACUGAGUGAGUGGCUUUCACAAUGUGAGAGGUUGGGAAUAGCUGCUGAACAUGGGUACUUCGUUAGGUGGUGUAAAAACUGUGACUGGGAAACCAGUCUCUCGAGUGCUGACCUGGAUUGGAAGGAAAUCGUGGAACCUGUGAUGAAGUCAUACACUGAUGCAACUGAUGGGUCUAAUAUUGAAGUUAAAGAGAGUGCAUUGGUAUGGCACCAUCAAGAUGCAGACCCAGACUUUGGAUCUUGCCAAGCCAAGGAAUUGUUGGAUCAUUUGGAAAAUGUACUUUCGAAUGAACCAGUUGUUGUCUCUAGGGGCCAACAUAUUGUUGAAGUCAAGCCACAAGGAGUAAGCAAAGGGUUGGUUGCAGAGAAGGUUCUCUCAAAGAUGGUUAACAGUGGGGAUUCGCCGGAUUUUGUGAUGUGCAUUGGAGAUGAUAGAUCAGAUGAAGAUAUGUUCGAGAGCGUAUUACGCAUGGUCUCUAGUCCUUCCCUGCCUGUAGCUCCACAGAUAUUUGCUUGUACUGUAGGACGAAAGCCUAGCAAGGCUAAGUACUAUCUUGAUGAUUCUACUGAUGUGGCGCGAUUGCUUAGAGGCCUUGCUGAUGCUUCGAGUCCAAAACCUACGAAUAUUGCCCAUUUUCAGGUGUCUUUCGAUAGCUCAUUUUGAGAUAUGAAUGGCGGAGUGAUGGUGUGGAUGGCUUUGAAUUUCUUGGAAAAUUAUUUUUCUCUCGAUCGUGGGUGUGAGCUUAAAUCAGUAUGCAUGGCUGAACCUUGGAUUGACGUCUUUAGGCUGUAUUUGGAUCAAUGAUUUGGGUAAGGGAAGCAAAAAGAACAUAGAGAAGUGAUAGGAUUCCUUCGACUUUUCCUUUUUCUAUCUGAAGGUUUUAUCCAAAUACCGCCUUAGGUUUUUGCGGCUUGUUUGUUGGAUGCAUGAUGGAAGAUUAGAAUGAUGAGUUUUGGUCCCAUUUUGGACACCAGAAUUGAGCCGGAAUAGGAAGCUUCUUCGGGUGAUCCCCUUCGUGUACAGUUUUUGCGGAUCCUCAUAAUGGUUGGCCUUACUGAAAAGAAAGCAGCGUUCAUGUGUAUAGCUACAAUGAUUUUUCAUUCUUCUUAUACGUCAAUGUCAAUUUGACUUAGAAUUGCUAUUGUUCCUUUUGAAUGCUAAUUGAUUUCAGAUUCUGUUGUGAUAGGGUGAUUGAAUACUCGGUGAAGACUGUUGAUGCAUGUCUACGUAAAUAGAAAUGUUCUGCCUUUUCCUUC